AAUUCCCAGACCCUUAUUAGAACAGUUUAACAAGCGCAUCCCUUCCUUUGAACGUGCUACCCGAAUCUCCUCUUGCAGAUCAUGUCAGUGCCGAAUAACAUCAACCUGGGACCAUCUGCCAAUUCCUUAGCCAAACCAACAGACUUUGAUUUUCUAAAAGUUAUUGGAAAAGGGAGCUUUGGGAAAGUCCUCCUUGCUAAACAUAAAUCAGAUGGCAGGUUUUACGCCAUCAAAGUCUUGCAGAAGAAAAUGAUCCUGAACAGAAAAGAUCAAAAGAACAUUAUGGCUGAACGCAAUGUGCUACUGAAAAAUCUCAAGCAUCCCUUUCUGGUUGGGCUCCACUACUGCUUUCAGACAACAGAGAAACUCUAUUUUGUCCUGGACUAUGUGAACGGUGGUGAGCUCUUCUUCCAUUUGCAACGCGAGCACACUUUUCCAGAGCCAAGAGCUAGAUUUUAUGCAUCGGAGGUGGCCAGUGCUAUAGGAUACCUGCAUUCACUCAACAUUGUGUAUCGGGAUUUGAAGCCUGAAAACAUUCUCUUGGAUUCUCAGGGUCAUAUUGUACUAACCGACUUUGGGCUUUGUAAAGAAGUAAUAGAACCAACAGGAACAACUUCUACUUUCUGUGGGACACCUGAGUAUCUUGCCCCAGAAGUGCUAAAAAAGCAGCCUUAUGAUCGGACUGUUGACUGGUGGUGCUUUGGGGCAGUCCUCUAUGAGAUGUUGUUUGGAUUGCCACCUUUUUACAGUCGAGAUGUAGCUGAGAUGUACAAUAACAUUCUCCACAAGCCACUUCACUUGCCAAUGGGAAAAUCGAAAGCUGCUUGUGAUAUUCUGAUGGGCCUUCUGCAAAAAGACCAAAAGAGAAGAUUAGGAGCUGAAGCAGAUUUUCUUGAAGUAAAAAAACACAUAUUCUUUUCAUCCAUCAACUGGGAGGAUAUCUACCACAAGAGAAUUACCCCGCCAUACAAUCCCAAUGUGGCUGGCCCUGGUGACCUGCAGCAUUUUGAUCCUGAAUUCACACAAGAAAUUGUCCCUAGUUCAGUGGGACGCAUUCCUGAUUCUGCAAUUAACAGCCCAACUGCAACAAGUGCAUUUCUGGGAUUUUCCUAUGCUACUACAGAUGACAAUUUGAGAUGA
Molecule: messenger RNA, 1140 nt
Organism: Carcharodon carcharias (great white shark)
Lineage: Eukaryota; Metazoa; Chordata; Chondrichthyes; Lamniformes; Lamnidae
Gene: sgk2a
Product: serum/glucocorticoid regulated kinase 2a
Exons: 11
Coding region: 82-1140 (352 amino acids)
Biological process (GO): protein phosphorylation
Molecular function (GO): ATP binding; protein serine/threonine kinase activity
Source: RefSeq, a predicted model, not a curated record